Diorhabda sublineata is the source of this 3312-nucleotide messenger RNA. RefSeq names its product deoxyribodipyrimidine photo-lyase-like. The transcript is spliced from 6 exons. The coding region runs from base 380 to 1972 and encodes 530 amino acids. Gene Ontology annotation, biological process: photoreactive repair. Gene Ontology annotation, molecular function: deoxyribodipyrimidine photo-lyase activity. The record is from RefSeq and is a predicted model, not a curated record. NCBI's taxonomy places the organism in Eukaryota, Metazoa, Arthropoda, Insecta, Coleoptera, Chrysomelidae.
ACUAAAAUUCCAUCUUUUUUAAAUAUUUAUCAAUAAUCAUAAAUUUAGAAUAUCUUAAAAAAUUUUAUGAUGAAUAACAUGACAAACAUUUUAGGCAUUGAGUCAAACAUAUUCACAUAUAUACAAGUUUUCGUAAUAUUGACUAAUCACCGCAUUUUUUAUGUCUAUAGAAAAAUUCGACAAGUAACAGUAGUUGUUGACACUUCCUGCAUUAUUAUUCGUUUCUUAGACAAAAUAUUUUUAUGAUUAGGUCAUAGGUUUUUAGUUUUGGGUAUAGGUGUUAAAAAUUUUAAUCAUUUAAUGUUCAAACAAUUUUAUAUAUAUUUUUUACUGUUUGUAUAAUAUACAUAAAGUUUUGAAACUUAGUGUGAAUAGAAAGAUGGCAUCUUUAAAACCAAGAAAUUCUAGUGGGAAAUUGUUAUUGGAAAAACUAAAUAAAGAUUUGUUCCUUGGUAAUAUUAUUGAGGCAAGAAAAGUGGAAGGAAAAAACGUGGAGAAUUUUGAAUUCAAUAAAAAUCGAUGCAAAGUUUUAUCAGGAAAUGAAAAUAUUAAGGAGAAAUCAAAUGGAAUAUUAUAUUGGAUGUAUAGAGAUUGCCGAGUACAGGAUAACUGGGCGAUGAUUUUUGCACAAAGAAUAGCUAUUAAGAAAAAAAUACCAUUAUUUGUUUGUUACACUAUCAAAGAUGUUCAUCAUCAGUAUCCUACACAGAGACACUUUAAAUUCCUCAUCGAAGGUUUAAAACUUGUUCAAAAAGAAUGCAAAGAAUUGAAUAUUGGAUUUCAUAUUGUGAACAGCUCUCCUAAAGAUAUAGCGAGCUUGGUCUCAAAUAAUAAUAUAGGUGGGGUUGUAUGUGACUUCAGUCCUUUAAAACAUCCUAGAAAUUUACAAGCAGCACUUUUAGAUCAUAUCCCUGAUGAUGUACCUGUAGUUCAAGUAGAUGCACAUAAUAUUGUGCCUGUUCGGAUAGCUUCUGAAAAACAAGAAGGUAUGGCCAAAUUUCUGAGAAGCAAAAUAAAUAAAUACCUCGAUGAAUACCUCACUGGUUUUCCUAAUGUAUCUAGUCACCAAUUUAAAGGAAAAUUGGAUCUUAAAGAUGACAUUGAAAAUAUCGAUGAUUGUUAUAAUUAUUAUAAACCAAAAUAUGAUGUACCUGAAGUAAAAUGGGGAGAAGGGCCUGGUGAAACAGCAGGACUUUUCAUGUUGUAUAAUUUCAUGAUUAAAAAUCUAAAAGAAUAUGGAAGUACCAGUAAUGAUCCCUCUAAAGACAAUACAUCAAAAUUAUCUCCUUAUUUAAAUUAUGGUCAAAUUAGUGCGCAAAGAUGUGUCUUAGAAGUCAAAAGCCUCAGCUCAUUGUACAAGGAGCAAUGUGACAAAUAUUUAGAAGAACUUAUUGUAAGACGAGAAUUAACAGAUAAUUAUUGUUAUUAUAAUAGUAAUUAUGAUAAUCUAGAGGGAGCUGCUGGAUGGGCUAAAGAUUCUCUAAAACUUCAUAGUAAGGAUAAAAGGACGUGGACCUAUACGAGGGAGCAGCUAGAAAAUGCUAAAACUCAUGAUGAAAUGUGGAACGCAGCUCAGUUACAGGCUUAUCAUGAAGGUAAAAUUCAUGGAUACAUGCGAAUGUAUUGGUGUAAAAAAAUACUAGAAUGGACGGAAUCUCCUGAACAAGCUAUUGAAUAUGGGCUAUGGUUAAAUGAUACAUUCUGCUUAGAUGGAACAGAUCCAAAUGGCUACGUAGGCAUUAUGUGGUCGAUUUGUGGAGUUCAUGAUCAAGGUUGGAAGGAAAGAGAAAUAUUUGGCAAAAUUCGUUAUAUGGUCGAUUAUAGUCUAAGAAAAAAGUUCAACAUGGAUGCUUAUUGUGCGAGAUUUGGGAGAAAAUCCAUGGAACAAGUUAAAAAGAAGAAAGUAACUGAACCUUCUAGUAUAAACAAAGAUAAAAUAAAGAAACAGGGUAUUAAGCGAAAAGCUUCAUAAAUAAAUUAAAAUAAAAAGCAUGCUUGCAAAAAGUAAUGUUUACCAGACACUUUUUUUCACCUUUUUAAUUUUUUUGGUCACAAUCAUUCACAAACUUUUUCACAGUUGAAUUAUUUGUAGUUUAUUUACAACCUUUUAAAUAUUCCAUUAAUCAAUUAUCAUAGGAAAAUGAAACAAAGUAUGUAAAAAAACUGAUUUUCUAAUUAUUUCAAUUAAAACAUUGACAAAAUAAAUUAUACACGUGUUUAUACCUCUCGCAUUUCUUCAUACAACCCAAACUUGACUUGAAAUAUUUUUUUUAUAAAAAAAUCGAGUAUAAAUAAUGAAAAAUGCUAUGACUAUAUUAACAAUCUUAAUAGUUGAUAAUUUUCAAUUGAUAUUUAAGAAUUGCUAACAAUAUCUUACAAACGAUAAUAAAUACAGGUCCAUAAUAGAAACAUUUAAAUAGAUUUUAUAUUAGAAUCUUUACACAAGUACUCCAUUGGUCUGUGUUCCAUGACUGGUCUGUUAGAAUCUGCGACAGUCGUUUGGGAUUUGUGUGGAUUAACGUAUAAUUUUGAUUUGUGACGGUAUUCGUCAAACACUCUAUCCAAAGUGGAUAUAACCUCAUCCACAUUUUCUUUGGUGAAUACCAUCGGAGGCUUGAAUUUAAUUAUGUUGCAAUGAGGACCAUCCACACUGAUCAAUAUAUGCUCUUCACGCAUCCUGUAAUUAAAAAUAUAGGUAUAACAAUCAAGUUAGAUUGGAUGUAAUACAAUCUAAUAAUUUUUUUAUUUCAAUGUUAUUUUUACCAAAUGUAAUCUUUUAUUAGGUAUUUCGAGUGCUGCAAGCGCCCGAAACAUAUGUUUUCUACUUAUUGAAUCAUACUCCUGCUUGAAAUCCACAAAGAGGAAAUUCAGGUUUAAUCCUUGGUCAUAGCUAUUGUUAUGGAUUGCCUUCAGUAUGAAAAUUUGAUCACUAGUUGACUUCCCCUUUUUAAAGCCCCCCCUGAUACUCGACCACUUGUUUUGCCCCUAGAUUAUAGCCUGCUGAUAAAUCUACUACUGACUUUACAAAUACCAAGUUCCAAAGUAAAGGAGGCCUAUAUAGUUUCGUUAUAAUCAUGUUAUAUUAAUGGUAGUCUAAGAAAAAAUGAGUUCUAUAAUACAAAAAGUAUUUCAUGUUUUUUAUGUUUCCACUUAACCUUUCUAAAAGCAAUUCAUUUAGAAAAAAUAUUCAGUUGAAGUCAAAAUACAAUUAGAAAUGUAAGUACACAGAUUUGUAUCAUAAAAGAGUUGAGAAUAUUGAUUCGUUAUAUGAACCAUUGUAAUUUACCUUUGUAAUACAAAUUUUGCACAUUU